GUAACCUCCUUGAUUGUCUGGAAUAAAUCAUGUUGUUUCAGUCCACCGUAUUUUUCCUUCUAACAUGUGCAUUUGCUGCACCUCACCCCCGCGCAAAUAUGAACAACGGGACUGCCGAGUACAACAAUCUCACUGUGGCGAUUGUGAGAGCUGAGCCGGCUUACUGGCCCAUGCCAUUGAUGAACAAAAAUUGGACCGGUCAUGCUUUCAAUUUGAAUGCGACGGUCGCAAAGGCCGUUGCAUUAAUCGGCGAAGCUGCUGAAAACGGUGCCAAUCUUGUGGUCUUCCCAGAGCUUUGGUUUCCAGGAUACCCAAAGGGCAUGGCCGACAAUGUCACGAUGCGUCCUUGGCUAGAGAGCUACAUUGACGAGUCUCUCGUGAUCAAAUCCCCGCAAUGGAGUGCCCUUGUUCGUGCCGCGAUUGAAAACAAAAUCUAUGUUGUACCAGGAUUUUCGCAUAAAGAGAACGAUGCACUCUACAUGGCUCAGGCUUUGAUUUCUCCAGACGGUACCUAUCUUGUUCGGCAUAAAUUGCGGCCAUCGUCAGGAGAAAGAGGUGUGUGGUCAGAUGGUGCGGCAACGGAUCUCAAGGUCAUUGCUACGCCUUAUGGAAGAUGGGGCAUUCUAGAAUGCUGGGAGCAUUUCCAUCCGGCUAUGACAUUCAAUACCCAAUCGCAAACUGAGACCUUGCACAUUGCCUCCUGGCCAUAUACCCCCGACGAAGCGGAAGAGUCAGCUGCUUACUGGGAAAGCCUGGAGGUCAAUUUGGCAGCUGCGCGCGUGUAUGCCGUCAAUGCCCAAGCGCCCUUAGUCUUUGCUUCGGUUGGAAACGCUCGCUUUUUAGAUAAUGAAGGCCUUGACUUGAACGUUGUUCAAGCAUCGGUACCAUUCACGCAACAGCCUCUUUUGUACCAGUCUUUCAAUACAACUGGUCUGGCGUCGACUGAACCAUACACAGUCGAUGGCGAGCAGUCGUGGGGGGUAUUGCGAGAAAUGCUUUCUGGAUUCCCGUCUUAUAUCCCCAAACUCGUUGGAUCUUUCACGGACAGAAAGAUAUUUUCGGUCUCCAGGCUAUUGACUUUAGCUAAUAGUGCAAGGCCGUAGUUGAUUGCACACAACAUAGUCGCAGUAGGUGUGUGGUGAUGGCAACUGAUUUCAGCUGGCGGCCCAAACUUAAAAGGCACUGAAAGCAUGUAGUAAUGAAAUGUAGCUCUCUACAAUGCAAUACUACUAGAUGAGAAA
Boeremia exigua is the source of this 1241-nucleotide messenger RNA. RefSeq names its product aliphatic nitrilase-like protein. Gene Ontology annotation, molecular function: catalytic activity. Bases 30 to 1103 code for a protein of 357 amino acids. Lineage: Eukaryota; Fungi; Ascomycota; Dothideomycetes; Pleosporales; Didymellaceae. The record is from RefSeq and is a predicted model, not a curated record. The transcript has 3 exons.